Molecule: messenger RNA, 2511 nt
Organism: Boleophthalmus pectinirostris (great blue-spotted mudskipper)
Lineage: Eukaryota; Metazoa; Chordata; Actinopteri; Gobiiformes; Gobiidae
Product: extracellular calcium-sensing receptor-like
Biological process (GO): G protein-coupled receptor signaling pathway
Cellular component (GO): membrane
Molecular function (GO): G protein-coupled receptor activity
Source: RefSeq, a predicted model, not a curated record
AUGGGAUUGCAGGAGGAGGAAAGAGUGCGUUGCUCGAAGUGGAGCACAGACACUAACCUGCCUCUGUCUCUAGAUGGAGAUGUGGUCAUUGGUGGAUCUUUUAGUGUCCAUUACCAAAUCCCAGUUAUUGAUUAUAACUAUAUACAAGUACCACAUUACAAACCUUGCACUAAGUUAGACAAAAUUUCAUUUCAGUAUGUGUAUGCAAUGAUCUACGCUGUGGAGGAAAUUAACCGCAGUAAAAGGCUCCUGCCAGGUGUAAAAGUGGGCUAUCAAAUUUUGGACGAUUGUGGAAGACCCCCUUGGGCUCUUCAAGCUGUUUUGUCUUUAGUUGGGGGAGAUGUGAAGAGCUGCACAUCUGUGGACAAAUCUGCUACUUCCAGUCUUAUUCCAAUUAUAAUUGGAGGUCCAUCAUCAUCAACGAGUAUAGCUCUGUCAACAGUCUUGGGGCCAUUGUCAGUGCCAAUGAUCAGCUACUUUGCAACUUGUCCCUGCCUCAGUGACAAGCAGCAGUAUCCUAACUUCUUCAGGACAAUCCCGAGUGACAUCUAUCAAGCCCGGGCCCUGGCACAACUGGCUAUACACUUCCAGUGGACAUGGAUUGGAGCAGUGGUGUCCAAUACGGAUUAUGGAAUUGGUGCAGUAAAGAUAUUUCAGGAAGAAACUGUGGGGUCUGUGUGUUUGGCUUUUGUGAAAACUCUCAGAAGAGAAAACAUAAUCUCUGAUGCUAGAGAAGCUGCUCUUACUAUCAAGGCCUCAGCUGCUAAAGUCAUUAUGAUCUUUACUUACUACACAGACGUCAGAGAGCUAUUUGUGCAACUAAACAGAAUAAAUGUGACGGACAGACAGUAUCUGGCCAGUGAGGCCUGGAGCACGAGUAGUGAUCUACUCCGACAUCCUGCCACUUCAAGAGUAGCUCAAGGUGUUUUUGGUGUGGCCAUUCGAAGUUCUAAUAUCAAGGGAUUUGAAAAUUAUGUAAAAAGUUUACACCCUUCACAUCCAAAAAAUAAGCUCUUAAGAGAAUACUGGGAAACAGAGUUUGGCUGUACUCCUCUGUCUUCUCUCUCCUCUCCUCUUCCUCCCUGUAAUGGGACAGAGUCCCUGUAUGGGGUGCGGAGUCCCUUCACCGAUAUGUCCCAAUUAAGGGUCACAUAUAAUGUUUAUCUGGCAGUUUAUGCAGCAGCUCAUGCCAUUCACAGCCUUUUAUCCUGCCCCAACAUUGAGGCCUCUGCUGCCACGUCAAACUGCUCCUCUCCUCAGAGUGUCACACCUGCACAGCUUCUUGAGCAUCUGCGGACAGUCAAUUUCACCACACCUCAGGGUGAGAAGUUUUAUUUUCAAGGAGGUGAUAUUCCAGCGAAAUAUGAUGUGAUCAACUGGCAGAAGACUCCUGAAGGGUCACUCAGACUGGUUCUAAUCGGACAAGUGGAUGGCUUUGACAUUGUUCUGAAUGAAACAGCAAUUCAGUGGAGCACAGGAACAAAUGAGGUCCCUACUUCAGUCUGCAGUAUGAGCUGCCCUCCAGGGACAAGGAAGGCUGUGAGAAAAGGAGAGCCACCCUGCUGCUUUGACUGUAUCCCCUGUGCAAGUGGUGAAAUGAGUAACGAAACAAAUUCUAUGAAAUGUCACAGGUGUCCACCUAAAUACUGGUCAAACGCAUAUAAAACCUCCUGCAUCCCUCGACAGCUGGACUUCCUCUCCUUUAAUGAAACUCUGGGCAUCACUCUAACCACAGUGGCUGUGUCUGGAGCUGUAGUGACCACUGCAGUCUUUGUGGUGUUCCUUUACUACCGACAAACACCUAUGGUUCGAGCCAACAACUCGGAGCUGAGCUUCCUACUUCUGGUGUCUCUGAAACUGUGCUUCUUGUGCUCUCUGGUGUUCAUUGGUCGGCCAUCGGUCUGGUCGUGUCGCUUCCAGCAGGCCGCCUUCGGCAUCAGUUUUGUGCUCUCUGUCUCGUGUCUCCAAGUCAAAACUAUGGUGGUUCUAGCAGCUUUCCGCUCGGCUCGACCUGGUGCUGAGAUGUUUGUUAAAUGGUUUGGUCCAAGAAAACAGAGGGGGAGUGUGUGCCUGCUCACCUGUAUACAGAUCCUCAUCUGUAUUGUGUGGCUGAGUGUCAGUCCUCCAGAGCCUCAUGUGGACCUGGGUGUGCAGGGGUCAAAGGUCACUCUGGAGUGUGCCAUGGCGUCUGUGCUGGGCUUCUCUCUGAUCCUGGGAUACAUUGGGCUGCUGGCCUGCACAUGCCUCCUCUUGGCUUUUCUGGCUCGUAAACUCCCAGACAACUUCAAUGAGGCCAAACUCAUCACUUUCAGCAUGUUGAUCUUCUGCGCUGUUUGGGUGGCUUUUGUUCCUGCCUAUGUCAGUUCUCCUGGAAAAUACUCUGUAGCUGUAGAAAUAUUUGCUAUUUUAGCCUCUAGUUAUGGCCUAUUGCUUUGCAUUUUUGCACCAAAAUGUUUCAUAAUACUUUUGAGACCUGAGAAGAACACUAAGAAAUAUGUAAUGAGGAGAUAA